UCGGUCCAGCCUCCAUCCGGUCUUGGCGAUGCAGGGGCCCCCGGCGCCCGCCCCAGCCCCUGGGCCCAGCUCCCCCCGGGGCUCCCCGCGCGGCUCCCCCGGGCUCUUCAGGAAGCUCCUGGUGAACCAGAGCAUCCGCCUGCAGCGGCGCUUCACCGUGGCCCAUCCGCUGUGCUUUGACCUGGAAAAUGGGCUCUCGUGCGGAAGAAGCGCCCUGGACCCUCAGGCCGGGCCUGGCCUUGGCCGGGUCGUCCAGGUCCCAGCCCAGCACAGCCAGAGGCGGGAAUCCUUCCUGUACCGCUCAGACAGUGACUACGAACUCUCGCCCAAGGCCACGUCCUGGAACUCCUCCGUGGCUAGCGACCUACACGGAGAAGACAUGAUUGUGACGCCCUUUGCCCAGGUCCUCGCCAGUCUGCGUACGGUUCGAAACAACGUUGCGGCCCUUGCCCACCUGCAAGGCCGCUCAGUCGCCAAGCAGACAUCCGUCGGGAACCCGCCGUCUGGCAGUCAGCACCCCCCACCUACAGAGGACACUGGGCAGAAGCUGGCUUUGGAAACCCUGGAUGAGCUGGACUGGUGUCUGGAUCAGCUGGAGACACUGCAGACGCGGCACUCGGUGGGGGAGAUGGCCUCCAACAAGGUGAGGAGGGCCAGAGCGCCGAGAGCACUUGCCUCUGCCCGCAGGGCCCCACGUCACUGUCCUCGCCUUCCCCUGCAGUUCAAGCGGAUGCUGUGCAGAGAGCUGACCCACUUGUCGGAAACCAGCCGCUCUGGGAACCAGGUGUCCCAGUACAUAUCCCAAACCUUCCUGGACCAGCAGACUGAGGUGGAGUUGCCCAGGGUGACCCCCACGGAUCCCCCGAGGCCCAUGUCCCAGAUCAGUGGCCUGCGUGGGCUCCCCCAUAGUGCCAGCCUUUCUGCAGCCACCAUCCCACGCUUUGGGGUCCAGACUGACCAGGAGGGGCAGCUGGCCAAGGAACUGGAAGGCACCAACAAGUGGGGGCUUGAUGUGUUCAAGGUGGCAGAGCUAAGCGGAAACCGGCCCCUCACAGCCAUUAUAUUCAGCAUCUUUCAGGAACGGGACCUGCUCAAGACAUUUCAGAUCCCAGCGGACAUGCUCGUCACCUACCUGCUGACGCUGGAGGGCCACUACCACGCCGACGUGGCCUACCACAACAGUCUCCACGCCGCUGACGUGGCCCAGUCCACACACGUGCUGCUGGCCACACCCGCCCUUGAGGCCGUUUUCACAGACCUGGAAGUCCUGGCUGCCAUCUUCGCGAGCGCCAUCCAUGACGUGGACCAUCCCGGGGUCUCCAACCAGUUUCUCAUUAACACCAACUCAGAGCUGGCGCUCAUGUACAACGACGCCUCCGUGCUGGAGAACCACCACCUGGCCGUGGGCUUCAAGCUGCUGCAGGCAGAGAACUGUGACAUCUUCCAGAACCUCAGCGCCAAACAGCGGCUGAGUCUGCGCAGGAUGGUCAUCGAUAUGGUGCUGGCCACUGACAUGUCCAAACACAUGAGCCUCUUGGCCGACCUCAAGACCAUGGUGGAGACCAAGAAGGUGACAAGCCUCGGGGUCCUGCUGCUCGACAACUACUCCGACCGCAUCCAGGUCCUGCAGAACCUGGUGCACUGUGCCGACCUCAGCAACCCCACCAAGCCGCUGCCCCUGUACCGCCGGUGGACGGAGCGCGUCAUGGCCGAGUUCUUCCAGCAGGGCGACCGCGAGCGCCAGUCGGGCCUGGACGUCAGCCCCAUGUGCGACAAGCACACGGCCUCGGUCGAGAAGUCCCAGGUGGGCUUCAUUGACUACAUUGCCCACCCGCUAUGGGAGACAUGGGCCGACCUGGUGCACCCAGAUGCCCAGGACCUGCUGGACACACUGGAGGACAACCGCGAGUGGUACCAGAGCAAGGUCCCCCGAAGCCCCGUGGACCCUGCCAGCCCCGAGCCAGCUGGCCCCAACAGAUUCCAGUUUGAGCUGCCUCUGGAGGAGGCAGGAGAGGUAGAGGAGGAGGCCUCGGAGUCACCUGACACUGAGUCCCUGUCCCCUGAGGCCAGCCUGGACCCUGGGGCCCUGCUCCUGGACAACCAGGGGUCCGUGGGCAAGCCCUGUGUGGAACGUGAGGGCAACGUGAUGGCUGAGCCAUGUGGCACCUAAUGGCUCCUGGUGGGUGGGUGAACUUUCCAGGAAGAGGUCCCAGAUGGCCCCUGCCUUGCCUUCCCCACCCACUGAGAGUGACAACCAAACUUUUAGUUAUAGGCACAUCUCAAGGUCGAAUUGGAGGCACCUGGCUGGGGUCCACUCUUCCCCCAAAGCUCUGCUGAGAAAGCUCUCCAAGGGGCUGGGCUAGGGGUAGCCUCUUCCAGAGCCCUUGGGCUCUCCCUCCUGAACUUCCACCCCUGGUGUGGAAAGGGGGUGUCUGCCAGGCCCUCUGCCCACCUUCUCCAGUGCUCACUCUUGAGCCACAUCCAUCACUUUAUUCUUUCAUUCUUUCAUUCUCUGUCAGGUAUUUAUUGGGUCUGAUAUGUGCCAGGCCUGUGCCUGCUGCUUGCCUCGGGGGUAGCCCUGCCCAGGGGUGGAGAGUCAGCCUCAAGGAGAUGCCCCACAGGCGCCUCCCUCCGUCAGCCAGGCGGCUCGCUCCGAGAGAGCGGGGCCUUGAGUGGGGGAAUUUUCAGCACCAAAGCUCCGUCCAGACCCAGCCGCUCCCUAGGGCGGGGGUGGGCCCGGCAGAGAGGACUGUCAGGACGUCUCUGAAGGCUGAUGUAGCCUGUCACUGUUUGCACCACCUGUGGCUUUAAGUUGUUGUUGUUUCUUCUUUGGUGGGGUUUCCAGGUGCACAUGCUCCCUGUUCUCUCUAGCCUCAGAACCCCCUGUGGGGUCCCCCACCUUCUCUUUCUUGUAGAACAGCAACAAAAGCACAGAAUACCACUGCACACCCCUCCCCGCCCCCGCAGGUCUCUGCCUUCCUCAUUCUGAGACUGCCCCGGACUCUCCCUAGGGGAAAGGAGGCCUCUGACCCUUCUUGCCAGUCAUCGCCCGUUAUGGGCCUCAGUUGCCCGUCUAUGGCCUAUCCUAGUCCUUGGGUAAACUUUGGUUGAGGGGUGGUGUCUGUGACCUCCCUGAAAUACCUUAGAAAGUUGGGGCAUUGAACAUUUUCUGGGGUUAAAUGAACCUUAUUACACAAAAUUAUUACCGUGUCCAUUUCGCGGAUGGGGAAACUGAGGCGCAGAGCAAUUCUAUUGCCCGCUCUAGGCCCACAGCUGGGCGCUGGACGUGCGCCAGCGGCAGCCCCACUGCGCCUGGUUUGGUCGAGCUCUUCCUGGGGCAGGGGCGGCCUCUCGGCGAGCAGAUGAGGCGGCUCGGUGCUCAAGUCUCGGGUUCGAUUCCGGCCUCUGCAAGCCUCAGUAUCCCCCCCGCGCCUCCCUCCCCGAGUGUGAAAAUAUAUACAUGCCACAGGCUUUGCAGCGGCUCCCGGCUUCCUCCCUCAAUAAUUCCACCGACAAUUCCAGUCACCAUCACAGCUAACGGGCAGAUGCCACAGAGGGGGAAUUAAAGGUCAUCUGGGUCGGGAACUUGGUACCUUUCCUUCCAGACUUUUAAAAGGCAGAGAUUUAGGGGAUUUUUAUUUAUAAUUUUUUCUCCCUCCCCCUUUACUUACAAGUAAUACUUGUUCACUGUAGAGAAUUUGGAAAUAAUGGAAAUAUAUACAGAAAAAAAUUAAAUUAUGCUAUAACUUUA
Messenger RNA from Diceros bicornis minor, 3751 nucleotides. It is a transcript of the gene PDE4C, whose product is annotated as phosphodiesterase 4C. Gene Ontology annotation, molecular function: 3',5'-cyclic-AMP phosphodiesterase activity. The transcript is spliced from 14 exons. Gene Ontology annotation, cellular component: nucleus; perinuclear region of cytoplasm; cytosol. Lineage: Eukaryota; Metazoa; Chordata; Mammalia; Perissodactyla; Rhinocerotidae. The record is from RefSeq and is a predicted model, not a curated record. Bases 29 to 2170 code for a protein of 713 amino acids. Gene Ontology annotation, biological process: signal transduction.